GGCAAGUCAAGCGGCAGCGCCAGUGCCGGGGCGAGCGCGCUCGGCGAGGCAGGCAGGAGGCCGGAGCCGUCGAACGCGCCGGGGGUCUGGCUGACUGGCGAGGCGCAGCCAUGCAGCGGUCCGCGUGGGACGAGGAGAGCGAGCUGCGGGAGCUGAACGGCCGCCUGGGCGACUACGUGCGGCGGGUGCGGGCGCUGGAGGGGGAGAACCGGCGCCUGGCGCAGGAGCUGGCGGCGCUGCGCGGGCAGGAGCGCCGCGCCGGCCGGCUGGAGGAGGACGAGGAGGAGGUGGCCGAGCUGCGGCUGGCGCGGCCCGCCCUGCCGCCGCCGCCGCCACUCGCCCGCCCGGGGCGCCGGAGCCGCCGGGCGCUGGAAGAGGAGGAGGCGGCGGCGAGCUGCGCGCUGGUGCUGAGCUGGAGCUGCGAGCACAGCCUGGAGCGCUACGAGGCCGAGCUGCGGGCGCUGCAGGAGCUCGAGGGCCGCCUGGGCAGGGAGGAGGCCGACCAGCUGCGCGCCCGGAACCUGCAGAGCCGGCGCCAAGUCGAGGAGCUCCAGCGCCGCGGCGCCGAACUGGCCGCGCUGGCCGAGCGCCUGGAGCAGGAGCGGCGGGCGCAGGGCGAGCGCCACGGCGCAGAGCUCGCCGAAUACCAGAUGGUCGUUGAAGCCCUGGAAGAAGAAAAGCAGUUCCUAACCGUGUCUAUCGCAGAGUACUUAAAGGACUACCAUGAACUCCUGCAGGUGAAAGCAGGCCUUAGCCUUGAAAUUGCAACUUACAGAGCUUUGUUAGAAGGCGAGAGCAGCCAGUGGAUUCUUAUGUGGGAAGAAGAACACGGAAGGGAAGUGCCCCAAGGUGUCCGAAACAUGCUUCACGAAUAUAGCAACCGCUACGCAGCUUAUCGACAAGAGAAAGGAAAGAGAGCUUUCCCGGCAAUCCGAAAUGUUGACACAAGAUAUAAAACCCCGAUCGCAAACAUGAGCAGCUCUGCAGUUUAUUCAUCUCAAACAAAACCGGGCAGAAUUCAGACAGCUGCUCCUGGGAAAACGUUCAGGAAAGAUGCCGUCUGGUUGGGAUCUCGUCCUUCGGCAGCUAUUAGAAAGGAGGCAACUCAUCGGAGAGCUAUGACAGACCGGAGGCAGAUCCGAACUUUUACUCCUUCUUCUGUUAUGAGCAGAGAGAGUGAAGUUUGGCGAAGAACCUUGCCUGAAACAAAGAAAGCGGACACUGUGAUCACAGCAUCUUUUUCAAAAAAAUCAGCAGACGUCAAAAAAGACACAGCAGUCCCCAGUACUUUUGAGGACGUGAGGCCCAGAGGAGUGGGGGUCUCUACUACAUCUCACAGUCUACACUCCAUUUCUAAAGAAACCAAACAUGAGGGAAUCCAAGAAGGAACUGAUGCUCAACCGAAUAAACAAAUCAGGGAAGUUAAGCCAACGAAAGAAGAGAAGCCUUCUUGGUUACAAGAAAGAGAUGAACAGGAAAGAUCAGGCAGGGAGGCAACUGAUUCUGUCCGGGCAAAGAUGGAAAAGAAACUCACUGGAGUUGAAACAACGGUUAACUUUCAAAAGAAGGUGGAAAUUAAGCACGGGACAGAGGAGGGAAAACACACAAGGAAAGAAUCGAGCAUCAGUGAUAGCUUAAAGGAAGCCAGAGUUGCAGAAGAUGAAACUCCCAAGAAUGGAAAAUAUGUAAAAUGGGAAGAACGCAUUAGGAUCGAUACAUCAGGAAAAGAUUUGCCAUCCAGUAUCAUGAUGGAUAAAAGUAGCUUGUUCCAACAGGACAGAAAUGUGACAACACAAAGCAGCGAUGCUGUUGAGAUACCUAUCUUUUCUGAAGGGCACAACCAAGGCCGGCUGUUUAAAAACGACAGUACAGAAAUAAAAUUACAAGACCUGAAACCUGCGAUAGGUAAACCAAAAGAUGAAGCCAUAUCUGAGUUCUUAAAAAAUAUUCCAGAGAGGGAGUCGAACCAAGACAGAAUACAUGAAGAAAGAAGCCCUAAAAUGGAUACCGCACUGACAGAAAGCAUAGCAGAAAACAUUGUUUCUGACAUUCUUAAAGGUUUUGUGCAGAAAUCUUCUGAUUCGGGGCUUCCCGCUGAUACCAAAUUCACUUUCUCUGAAAAGAAAGCGGCUGAGGAUGGGAAAGCGAGGACCGAGGUCACCGUACGGACUGCAGUUCAACAAGACCUGAACAGUUCGGAUGAGUUUGAUCUGGGACGUUUCUUAAAUAAAGAUGCUGAAGGGGCGGGAGAUGCCAAGGGUGCUCUAUCUGAAGCUGUAUUAGAAGAUAUCGUCAAUGCUAGCUUGACAGGAAGGGAGGGUCAAGGGAAAAGGACCGUUAAAGUCGAGAUCGUUGAGGAGCCACUAGAAUCCGCUGCUGACGAAAGAGCAGAACUCCCGACACCCUUUGAAGUGGAAGAAGCAGAAGAUACGUGGCCCUAUACGGCAGAACAUCUGUAUUAUGGGGGUGAAGGGAAGGCUUCCACAAGUGCUGCUGAGGAUCUGAAACACCAGCGGCCCAGUGUGGUUGUGUCUCAUGUAGAAGAAGUCUAUGAGGGGGAUGAUGUUGUGGACGAAGAGAAAUAUUUUGUCUCGACUCCAGAAGAACACCCCUUGACUCAUGAGAAAGACGACAGCUCCUUAUAUGGGCAAAUCCAUAUCGAAGAGGAAUCCACUAUUAAGUAUUCGUGGCAAGAUGAAUUUCUUCAGGGAGCUCAGAAAAGGGUAAAUGAAGGCAUGGGCUCGCCAGAACGUGCUUACCAAGUGAUGGGGGAAGAAGGAAAUGCCUUUGCUUCAAAGGAUGAGCCACAAGCUGAGCAGGUAGCACACGUCGAAUCCGUUGUUAUUGAGAGAGAGAUUAAAAUACCACACGAGUUUCAGGCAUCGAUAAAGAGUCUGUUUUCUGAGGGGUCAAAAGACCCUAAGCACCAGCUGAAAGAAGCGUUGGAAACGCUUGAAGACAGCCUCCCAGAAAGUGUCAAACAUGAGCUCUCAGUGCUAACCAAAGAGGGCCAAGCUGAUUCGAGCAGUUUGGAAGUCGAUAUUAAAAAAGUGGAGCAGACCAAGAAAGGGGGCUUGGUUACCAUAGUUGCAGAAGUCAGUCUGUCCGAGACGCUAGACUCUGACCAGUUUAACACAGGGUAUCUCGGUGAAGGCAUCGCUGUCGAGAGAGAGUCACCAACACGGGUCUCAGCUACAUAUAACUUUGAUGAACGCAGAAAGCAGGAGUCAGAAAGCUACAGUGAUGGUAGAAGUAAAGCUGGAAUAAUAGAAGCUUCUUCCACACCAUGGACUACUGAAGCAGUUUCUAGCUCGACUAAAUUAAGCAGCAGCGAUGGCAUGAAAUACCGUGCUAGUGAACAAAUGGUUAGCGAGGGCCCGGUUUUCAAAAGUUCGGGACUUGACGACAAUAGCGAUCUCUCCUGCAUGCAAGGGUCGUUCGAUAUCAACAGAUCUGUACGGCAAAUUGUAGUCGGCCCAACAGAAAUUCGCAGAACUGAGCAAGUCCUGCGUGAAGGUCCCGUUUCAGAAACUCUGGAGUUUGGUACAGGUGGCUUUGAGGCAGGAGCAACAGCAAGCGUCAGCCAAUCCGUGCAAGGAUUCACACAUGGUCCUGAAGAAAUUCAGACAACAGAAGAAAUAACGUACAGAUGGCCUGUUCGUGGGACAGUGGAAUCGAUUGGUCCUGAAAGCCCUACUCGGGCACAGUUUUCUACUGAUAGCAGGUCCAGUAAGCACAUCAUGUUGGGUUCAAAGCAAAUUGUUGAAGAAAUCAUUUUUGAGAAGCCAGCUUCUGACUUGUCACCAGAUGAUAAUAGCGGGACAGCAGAAACCAGCAGAUCAAUCAGGCACAUCCGAAUAGAUCCAAAAGAGGCACGUACUCAGCAAGUUGUUUAUGAAGGUCCUUUUUCUGGAGUUGUGGAGCACACCAGUGCUGGCAACAGUAUUUCAGCUGAUGAAAUGGUGAGGCACAUUAAGGUUGUACAGAAAGAACCCCCCGUCACUGACCAAGCCAUCCAUGAAGUAUCUUCUCCGAAGAUGACUGAACCGAGUCAUGGUCCAGACUGGCUUUUCAAAGGAGGAGCACUGGGUACUAAUACAACCGUCAGACACAUUAAGUUAGCGCCCAAGGAAUCGUUGACAAUGGAGCAAAUUGUUUUCAGAGGGCCCAUUUCUGAACAACACUUGGAGUUCAGUGAAUCUGGACAAACAUUCUCUUCUGAAGGGUCGGUAAGGCACGUUACAUUGGGGCAGAAGGAAGUUUGGGGCAGCGAACAUGUUUCGUACCAAGGGUCUGUUUCUGAAUCUUCUGGUAUCAGUUCUGCUGGGGAAGAUGCUUUAGAAAUGGAAGGGCCCAGCGAGAUCAGUCGCUCGGUCAGACACAUCAGACUGGGCCCUGCUGAAACUCACACAGAACAGAUCGUAUUCCAAGGCCCUAUUUCUGAUAAAACGCCAAAGGUUGGUGUUGUGGCGCUUUCUCCAACAGAUGGGCCACCAGAAAGCCACUCUCUUGGCCACAUAAAGAUAAGACCUCAGGAAACAUCCCUUACUUUUCAGAUGGAUAUCACUAAUGUAGCAGGAGGUGGGCAAGGAGCGAAAAUUCUGUUACAGGAUGCCAAAGGCGCCCAUCCAGCAGAGGACACAGCUAAAGGGAGUGAGAGCGACGCCGAAAGUGAGCAAAGAUCAGAGAAGUCUGCAUUCGAUCAAACUGUUCAGCUGCAGAGAAUGGUAGACCACAGAUCCGUGGUUUCUGAUGAGAAGAAAAUUGCUCUUCUCUAUCUGAAUGAAAAUGAAAAAGAGGAGGAGGAGGAGGAGGAUGGACCUUGGUUCUAAAAAUAAGAUUUUUAUGAAAUGUUUACUUAGGGUGCUUGAUUAUAUAGCUGAAUUUUUAAAAAUGGGACUCCUUCCUAAUGUAUCAAUUAAUGCUGAAAGGUUUGGAAUAUAUUUUGUUACACAACAGUGUACUAAUAUAUUUUUGCAGGGUCCCUCAAAUGCUUGCUUUUCGAGCUAUGGCAUCGAUUAUCUUUGGCUAACGCAGAGUCUGAAAACCUGUCCUUAAAAAAAAGUUGCUCCCGUUUCUCAGAUUGCAUUUAACUACACCUUUAAAAAAAAAAUUCAGUUGCAUUUCCGGUUUAAAAUAGCAAGUUGAAGAAACCAGGGAUGACACUAGAGUCAUGGUUCAAAAUCCAUUCAUUCCACACUAAUCCAUUUUUAAGUCCAUUGGGAUAGAUUUGGAAUGAAAGAGUUAGGAGUUAACAGCUCAAACUGUGCAGACUGGCUGAUUGGUUUUCAGAGGGAACAGGUGAACACUCCACUUAGGGAUAACUUCAUAUGAUAACAAAUCAUACAUGAAAAGCAGCCUUGUCCUGGAAGCGUGGUUUGUUCUGUUUGGGGCUCUCCAGGGUCUCGGGUAGAGGGUUUUUUCACAUUACCUUUUUUACAACCUGAUCCUUUUAACUGGGGGGGGGGCACCUUAUUUCUAACAUGCGUGCACUCAUUUUGUAGCUUCUUCACCAGUAUGGAGAUGGUAGUGAACAUAUUGUAGUUAUAAUAAUAAUACCACUUUGAUUAGGAUAUAGGGUCACCACCUUUAUACUAGCAUUGCUGUUGCAUUCUUAGCCACAGCCUGAAGGGGGGAAAAUUAGCAUCAGCGGAGAAGCCUGACCUACUCAUCUCCAUUUCUGCCAUCUGGUAAAUUUGGAUGUCACGUUGCUGCUGAAGUCAUGGGAGCAGGACACUUCGAAGUGUAUCUCACCAAGCAGUGUUUCUGCACAGUUUUCCAAUCACUGCCAUGAGGCUGUGGUAUAGCACCAUUUAGCAGGUCCACCAUGAAUCACAUGUAAGAGCAUUUCACAUCCAGCUCCCACAAGGCAUGCAGUUUCAGUAAGGGGUGUCAGAGUAUUUUUUUUUUAGUACACGCAAUUAAACCUAAGGGGGCGCUGGCCAGCAAAUACAAGCAAUUAGACAAGGUGCACUUUGGGAGUGUGGAUUAUUUUAUUUGUAUUUCUAACCACACUGAUUUGCAGUAAGUAUUGAGAUGCGUUUACAAAAUGUAAGCUUGCUUUUAUCAUUUGUGGCAGUGGGGGAGAAAAGAAAAAUCCAAACACAAGAUUGCAGUUUGGGGUAUAAACUUAAGGAGAGCUCUAUUGAGCCAGACCGAGGUUCUGUAUAGUUCAGUCUCGAUUUCCAGGAAUCCUCUGGAAUACAUUCAGAGCAACAGGGCCAUUCUUCCUUCUUGGUCUCCAGAGUCUAGCAUUCAGAGCUAUCAUGGCUGGUUGGUUUGUCUUCCAUGAGUAUUCCGCCCCAUUUCAGAUACAUCUAAGAGUUCUCGGGAAAUAGAGAUGCGUUUGACGUGCCGAGGAAGCAGGCCAUGCAUAUGACCAUCUGAAAGUGCCUUACCAGUGUGCCAUAAUGGUUAGAGUGUCAAACUAGAAUCUGGAAGCCCCAGGUUUGCAUCCCUACUGCCAUGGAAGC
Molecule: messenger RNA, 6473 nt
Organism: Gekko japonicus
Lineage: Eukaryota; Metazoa; Chordata; Lepidosauria; Squamata; Gekkonidae
Gene: SYNM
Product: synemin
Exons: 5
Coding region: 111-4832 (1573 amino acids)
Biological process (GO): intermediate filament cytoskeleton organization; fast-twitch skeletal muscle fiber contraction
Cellular component (GO): intermediate filament; costamere; neurofilament cytoskeleton
Molecular function (GO): vinculin binding; structural constituent of muscle; structural constituent of cytoskeleton
Source: RefSeq, a predicted model, not a curated record